CUGAAAGUGAAAAAGAAGUGGCUCUUCCCGGCCUCCUGUGGCUUUUUCUUCCUGCUCUCGAUGGUCAUGAUUGGCUGCUUCCUGUGGCAGUAUCACCUCCCCAAGCUGAAGACUGGUUCCUUGGGACCAGAGGUGACCUCUGCCCCCAUGAGGAUGUGUCCCCGGCACCCUGAGCCUGUGCCCCUGGCGCACCCCCUCCCCGUGUUGAAGGAGGCCCUGCAGAAGGUGGACAAGAUCCUGCGGCAGGCAAUGUCUGCCCCAGGCCUGGCUGCCAUGUCUGCGAUUGUCAUCCACAAUGACACCGUGCUCUGGACGGGGAACUUUGGGAGGAAGAAUGGCUCAGACCCAACUUCUGGGCCCCCCAAUGAGUACACCAUGUACCGGAUUGCCAGCAUCUCCAAGGUCUUUCCCGUCCUCAUGCUGUACCGCCUGUGGGAGGAGGGCAUCGUAACCUCUCUGGAUGACCCUCUGGAGCGGUAUGCUGAUGGCUUCACCAUUAACAACCCGCUGGGAGUGACAUCAGCUCCUGAACGGCGGAGCCUGAUUGAUGGGCUGGAGGAGGUGGGCACAGCUCCCAGGCCUUCAUCCGUCACCCUCCGAAGGAUGGCCAGUCAGCUCUCAGGCCUGCCCAGAAGGCUCCGCUCCACUUCUCUGCUGUGGAAGGGCAGCACCCAGGAGGCCCUGAGUCUGCUCAAGGAUGAUGUGCUGGUGGCCGACCCAGGAACCAGGUGCCAUUACAGCACGCUGGCCUUCUCCCUUCUGGCUCAUGUCCUGGCAGCCCACACACCCCAGGGUGACUACCAGCGCUGGAUCUCGGAGAACGUGCUGGAGCCCCUGGGGCUGGAGGAUACGGGCUUUGACCUCACACCCGCCGUGCGCUCUCGCCUGGCAGCUGGCUUCUACGGCAGCGGGCGGCCGGCGCCGCUCUAUGACCUGGGUUGGUAUCGGCCCUCGGGCCAGAUGUACUCCACCCCUGCCGACCUGGCCAAGCUGGCCACCGUGCUCUUGGGCAGCGGGUCCCAGCGGUUCCUGCGGCCCGACGCAGCCAAGACACUGCUGGCGCCGCUACUGGCCUGCCCGGGCGCCUACUUCGCCAACCAGACAGGCACGCCGUGGGAGUUCCACACGCAGCGGGGCUACAGCCUGGUGCGCAAGGACGGCGACCUGGACGGCUACGCCGCCACCUUCUCGCUGGUGCCCCAGCUGCGCCUGGGCCUCGUGCUGCUGCUGGCCGGGCCGCGGCCUCCCGGGCCCGACCUGGUGGCGAGGGCCUACGACGUGCUCCUGCCCGCCAUGGAGAGGGCCUUCCGGGAGACCGCGCGCAGCCCAGCCCCGCCGCCCAGCGCGCGCCCCUUCGCCGGCUACUUCACCUUCGCCAACCUGACCUUCUACGAGGUGCGCGCCGGGCCGGCGGGCGAGCUGCACCUGCGCCAGUUCGGGCCCCGCGUGGAGGCGCUGGUCCCCGCCGCGUUCCGCACCCUGGCGCUGCGCCACCUGCGCGGCCGCGUCUUCCAGCUGCACGUGGCGCGCGAGUUCCCGUGCGCGCUGCCACUCGGCGACGCCUGGCUCUCGCUCGAGGCCCAGCACGGGCAGCUCGUCAACUUCUAUCCCUUCGACGGGCACGGGCUGUCCCCUGGCUUUGACGUGCCGGGCCUCAACACGUACCACGUUCUGCGGCUGCCGCGCAAGCCCGUAUUCAGGGGACAGUGA
This is a messenger RNA of Choloepus didactylus (southern two-toed sloth), 1710 nucleotides long. RefSeq names its product lactamase beta like 1 (gene LACTBL1). The record is from RefSeq and is a predicted model, not a curated record. The coding region runs from base 61 to 1710 and encodes 549 amino acids. The transcript has 6 exons. NCBI's taxonomy places the organism in Eukaryota, Metazoa, Chordata, Mammalia, Pilosa, Megalonychidae.